CCUCACGCUUUUCUUUUGUUCUACUCCUCCGCUUUCUUUCGUCUCUCUCUCUUUUUCCCCGUUUAAACCUCCCACCCCGUUGUUCUCCUUCCUUCCCUUUCCCUUUCCCCCACCUCCCUUCCAAAAGGUCUUCUCUCACCUCCUGCCUCUUCCCACCGGAGAAAAGAAGAGAGAGGCCGCUCCAGUUUUGUGUGUGGUGCGUUGUUUAGUCGCCGUGUAAUUUGAUUUAGAAAGAGACGGGGAUAUAGAUAGAGAGUGGCUUUUCCAGCAAACGUAACAGCAACAACGACACGGACGAAGCUCCCUCCUUAGAAAUCUCAGAUCUCUCUCUGCCUUCGCCGAAUCCGCCUCCCUGACUCGCCGGAAAUGGCGCAGAAAACUCUGAUCUACUCCUUCGUCUCCCGCGGCACUGUGCUUCUCGCCGAGUACACCGAAUUCAGCGGCAAUUUCAAUUCCAUAGCCUUCCAGUGCCUCCAGAAACUCCCCGCAACCAACAACAAGUUUACCUACAACUGCGACGGCCACACUUUCAAUUAUCUCGUUGAUAAUGGCUACACGUACUGCGUCGUUGCCGAUGAAUCAGCUGGAAGACAGGUGCCCAUGGCUUUCCUGGAACGUAUCAAGGAAGAUUUCAUGGCGAAAUACGGUAGUGGAAAGGCUACAACAGCUGCUGCCAAUAGCCUAAACAAGGAAUUUGGGCCAAAACUGAAAGAGCAUAUGCAGUACUGUGUGGAUCACCCUGAAGAGAUAAGCAAGCUUGCAAAGGUUAAAGCUCAGGUUUCAGAAGUGAAAGGAGUUAUGAUGGAGAACAUCGAAAAGGUUUUGGACAGGGGAGAGAAGAUAGAACUUCUGGUGGACAAAACUGAGAAUCUCCAUCAGCAGGCACAAGACUUCCGAUCUACUGGAACAAAAAUCCGGAGGAAGAUGUGGCUGCAGAAUAUGAAGAUCAAGCUCAUUGUUCUGGGAAUCCUCAUCGCGUUGAUCCUCAUCAUCGUACUCUCAGUAUGCAAAGGUUUCAGCUGUGGGAAAAAAUAAAUGUGUGGAGUUGUUCGAUUCGGAGAACCAUUUUUCAUCCGUUGUCAUCCUUGCUUGGGUGGUGAGCUAUUAUUAAAGACUUCUGCUACGAAAUAUAUUGUUGCCACCUUUUGUCUAGUAAGAGUUUUAGAAGUUUUUUUUUUUGUGAUAUUGCUGCAUAGGAGGAUGGAUGAACGUUGUGCCUGUGAAUGAAAUCUGUGUAAUCUACUUUGUCUAUCCUCUACGUAUUGAUUGCUACAAUGGUUUUUUGGCGGUAAGUAUAAUAUUUGGCCCGCUUUUCAUGUGCUGUGAAUAUGUGCCGACGAGCUUCGGCCGAACUAGUAUGAUCUGCAGUAAAUCUGGUAGCAGUGCUGGUGAAGCAACUGUCAGUUGCUCAUGUGCUUGAGAUUGUAUAAUUGAUAGGGUAAGAAGUGUCGAUACUUCACUUGUUUGCCUGAAAUGGUUGUAUUAAAAGGAAACCCGGAAAUGGUAGGGUUAGCUAGUGUUUGUAAAACCGUAUCGAAGAUUCGAUCGCGAAAAUUUCAG
Messenger RNA from Linum tenue, 1560 nucleotides. Lineage: Eukaryota; Viridiplantae; Streptophyta; Magnoliopsida; Malpighiales; Linaceae. The record is from the annotation of a GenBank genome assembly.